CCCCAUCCGACACUUUCGUAUCUUUUGCAAAAGGGCGUCGCGAAGGAUUGAGAAAAAAGUCAUUCACGUCGCGAAAGAAAAUACGCGUUUCUUUUCUGUGUCAUCCUUUCUUUUACCUGAUUUUUAAAUCUCUAUCGUCAAUACUACACCAGUAACAAGUAAAAUACUUUGCUGUAUUAUACCUCACUGGUUAAUAUCCCACGGCGCUAAUCCAACAUCAAGACGAGCAAGGGAAAAAAAGGAGUUCGUAAGACGACAGAAAGUUGUAUUAGUAGCGCUCUUGAUUUUCCCGACCUGGAGACGUUUGACAAGCGACCGAUUACGUGUAUCCGAUAAUAGAGUUCUCUCUAUCCCGUAAAGACUGAAAUCAUGUCUGACGCCGAAGGGUUCGAGGUUGUCCAGCACGAUGAGUCGGUUCUAUCGGGCGAGGAGACUGCCGGUACCGCUGGUACUGGGGCUACUGAAUCGCCCAAAUCUUCGGUUAAGUCAAGCAAUGGAUCUAAAACCGAAGACAAUGCCGUGAAGCGGCCAGCUGCUGGUACUUCUGGUGUCCGUCGUCCGGGAACAGCAGCCAGUACCGCUCCGAAGACUGCUACAACUUCAACGGCUCGUGCUAGUGGCGGUUUGACCAAGCCCCCAACUCGCCCACCUGUUGGGACCGCCGUCAAGAAGCCGUCAGUAAGCACUACUACGACCCAUAGGCCCCAGCCGUCCGUCUCAGAAGACGAGAGAAAGAGGUCCACUAUGACCUCUGCGGCAGCGCGUCGAACCUCGACGGCACCAAGUGUGACAUCGUCUCCCGGAAAAUCCAGCGUUAGAUCGGGCAUUUCCACCACUACCGCGGCAAGGAAACCCUCCUCGGCCACUAACAGCAUAACCUCAAGAACUAGCACCCUUGCAAAGCCCACGCCGUCUGCGGCUGGUACAGGAAGCUCUCUGUCGGCACGGACAUCGACAGUCACUCGACCAGGAGCUCCCGGUGCCGUAGCCGAUGCAAGGAAGCGGCUGUCUAGCGUCACAGGUUCUUCGAUUUCUUCUACUGGAGUUGCGAGACACGCACCUCGCCCAUCUAUCGCGUCGCCGACUUCUGCGGCAGCAGCAAGGGAUAUCGAAGACUUGAAAGCGAAGCUUGCCGAGAAAGAGUCAGAGGUAGAGUCUUUGAAGGAACAAGUUGUUUCUUCUCAGGCUAAAGUCACCGAGCUUGAAGAAAAAAUCAAGACCGAGGUAAAUGGCGUCCAGGGCGCCGAAGAUGCCGUCCGCCAGGGACACGAAGAACUCUUGGAAACCUUGAAGUCAACUCAUGCUUCUGAGAAGGAGACUUUAAGCAGUCAGAUCUCGGAGGCUGUUGACAAGCUAAAGGCUGCCGAGGAGCAGCUUGAAGCCCACAGGACGAAGCUAGCUGAAUUGGCUAGCUCCCAGGAAGUCAAAGACACCGAGAUCAACGGCCUACAGAGCAAGCUUGAGUCCCUCCAGCUUGAGAAAGAUACCGGUGCCAAGGCGGCCGAGGAGCACGCUGCUGAAUUAGAAGGUCUUCGGAAAUCGUUAGAUGAGCAACAUCAAGCUUUCGUUGAAGCUCUGAAAACUUCGCAUGCAGACGAACUAGACCAAAGCAAAGCCUCAUCUGGCGAGCACGAGAAAGCACUUGAAGAACUGAAGGCCGCUAAUGAAGCGCUGCAGAAGAAGAUUGAUGAAUUUACCUCUUCCACCGACAGCGUAGGUGCCGAGAGUGCUUCCAAGAUUUCCGCGCUUGAGAAUGAACUCGCAGAUCUGAAGUCUGCUGCUGAGCAAGACAAGGCUGCAUUGGCUGCUUCGCAGGCAGAACUACAAGAAGUUAAAGCGAAGCUUGAGGAGUCCCUCGCUGCCGUAGAUGCUACAAGGGAAGAGCUAACGAAGGUCAAGGAAGAGUUUGCUAGCUUACAGGAGGAGUUAGGCCAGGCAAAAGCGGAUGCAUCAUUCAGCGCUGAUCUCACUACUCAGAUCAAGGAGGCCGAGGAAAAGUACGAGAAGUUAAAGCAUGAGCAUAAACUCUCGGAUGAGACACACGAAGCCCAACUGAAACAGGUAUCCCAGGACUACGAGACAGAGAUUGAGAGCCUCAAGGGUGAUGCUUUCUUCAAACGCAAGUUUCACGUCCUCGAGGAAGAACAUAACGAAUUAAAGACCAAAUUUGACGAGCUAACCGGUACACAUUCAACGACUGUCCAGAGCCACACGGAUGAGUUGGAGGCUGCAAAGGCUGAAUAUGCGGCUGCUGUUGCAGCCCUUUCCGCCAAGGAAGAGGAGCAUCAAAAAGCACUUGACGCAUUACAAGCUAGCCAUGCAAUGGAUUUAGAAAGCGCCAAGAGCGGUGCUUCGGUUGACAAGGAAGCACAACUAGCCGAACUAGAGUCUCUCAAGGCCAGCCAUGCGAAACAAAUCGAGAUCUCCAAGGCUGAGAGUGAAGCUGCUCUCGCAAGAGAGCUAGAGGCUCUCAAGGCUGCCCAUCUUGAAGUUCUCAAUGCUCAGAAGCAAGACUUGGACAUGGUGAUUGCCGAGUUGAAGGCUGCUCACGCCCAGGAGCUUUCUACUAAGGAUGCUGAUAGUAGCGCGCAUGUGGCGCAACUGGAAGCUUUGAAGACAGCUGUCGAGGAGGCGCAGGCUGAAUUGGAGAAAGCCAAGGCCAGCCAUGCACAAGAGCUUGCUGAGAAGGAGGCUGACAGUAGCGCCCAUAGUGCCCAGUUGGAAGUAUUGAAGGCGGCCCUAGAAGACGCGCACGCGGAACUCGACAAAGCUAAGGCUAGCCAUGCUCAGGAGCUGGCUGCCAAGGAUGCCGAUGGAAGUGCCUAUGUGACUCAAUUAGAAGCCCUCAAGACGGCAGUCGAAGAUUCGCAGGCCGAACUCGAGAAAGCUCAUGCUGGUCACGCCGCUGCUCUCGAGGCUCUCAAGAAGGAAACCGAGGAUGCCCACUCUGCCGAGAUUGAGAAGCUGAUAACGAUGCAAUCCGAAGCUGUAGAAGCCGCGAAGAACAACGCAUCGAGCUCUCACAGGGAAGCCAUCGAAGCCCUUGAAGCGAAGCAUGCCCAGCUGAUCGAGGAGUUGAAGCAAGACCACGAGAGUAAGCUCUCUGCAGCCACUUCUGAUGUGGCUAAGCAUAUAGAUGCCGUUACCGAGCACGAGGCAGCAUUAAUCGCAGCGAAGGAGGCAUUGGCUAAGGCCCAAGAGCAAUCCACAACUCUGGAAGCAGAAUUAGCUGAAAUCAAGACCAAGAACAUUGAACUAGCUAAGAUCCAGGAAGAGUACGAGUACUUGCACCAACAGCUUGCAGAGGCCAAGAUGAACAACGUGGAACUCAUGGCUGAGCUUGACGCUUUAAAGAACCAGAGGCCGGAUACCUCUAUUGCGGACGCGUUGAGGGCGGAGCUCCAGGAACUCAAACAGUCUCACGCUCAAGAAUUGGCUGCUGUCAAGGAGGUAUCCACAAAAUCCGCGGGUGAUUUCGAGCUUCUACAGAAGGAUUACGAUGCAACAAAGUCAGAGUUUGAAUCCCUGAAGGAGCAGUUAGAGGCAGCCAAGCAGGACGCUCUCAUUGCGCAGAAGGAUCUAGAGGCGCAUAAGAAGGACGCCGAGGCCAAGCUAAAGAACCAGGAAGCCGACUACAAGGAUAUGUACGAGAAUCUGUCUACUAUAGCGGAGGAAGAGCAGAAGAAGAGGGCAGCAUUCGAGAAGGAAGCAUCCGAUAUCAAGUCGAGAUUUGCAGAGAUGGAGGCUCAACUGAAGGUCAAGGACGCGGAAAUUGCCGAGGCACUGGUAUGAUGCCCGAUUAAACUCUAUUAGUAGUAAUCUAUAAUACAUUAUGCUGACCUGAA
Molecule: messenger RNA, 3845 nt
Organism: Daldinia loculata
Lineage: Eukaryota; Fungi; Ascomycota; Sordariomycetes; Xylariales; Hypoxylaceae
Exons: 2
Coding region: 370-3792 (1140 amino acids)
Source: RefSeq, a predicted model, not a curated record